Messenger RNA from Spodoptera frugiperda (fall armyworm), 896 nucleotides. RefSeq names its product trypsin, alkaline C. The record is from RefSeq and is a predicted model, not a curated record. Gene Ontology annotation, biological process: proteolysis. Bases 109 to 858 code for a protein of 249 amino acids. Gene Ontology annotation, molecular function: serine-type endopeptidase activity. The transcript has 4 exons. NCBI's taxonomy places the organism in Eukaryota, Metazoa, Arthropoda, Insecta, Lepidoptera, Noctuidae.
ACCGCCUUAUUGACUGAUAGUUCGUUAAUCGUUGAUGAUAGUCUUAUAUAUAUAACAAACCAUUUGACACGAAUUACUACAGUUAUCGGACAGUCAGUAGCCGUUAAUAUGCGUAUCAUCGUUUUGUUCGCCGUAUGUUUUGCGGCUACCGCAGCGAGCUCCAACAGUCCACAGAGGAUUGUAGGUGGCAAUCCUACAACUCAUGACCAAUAUCCUAACGUUGUUGCUCUUUUGGGCGUGCAUGAAUGGUUGUGGCAUACGCAAGUAUGUGGUGGUGUCAUCCUUAACUUCAGAUCCGUCCUCACUGCAGCCCAUUGUCCUAUUAAUGACAGAGUCGGCUUAUGGCGUAUCCGUUAUGAAUCAAACGUUUGGAAUGAAGGUCCUCUUAAUGGUGUGACCGGGAUCAUCGUCCAUCCUGACUUCCGGCAAGGAGAUAGACUGCAUGACAUUGCCAUCUUACGUUCUGACGACUUAUUGAAUCAUCGACAUGGCAAUCCAAUACCUGGCCCCGAAUAUAUUCUCCCUGACGAUACGAAGCUCGUUGCUGUUGGAUGGGACGCGAGUUGGCAAUCGGAAUCUGAGCAAUUACGUCACUCGGAAGUAACAAAGGUGAACGAAAUGUUGUGUGGUGCUCAAUAUGAAGAUUCUGAUAUUGUGAUCAAUGAAUACACACUGUGCACAAGCAAUCCUAUCACCGACGGUCCAGAACACUGCGAAGGCGAUUCUGGUGGUCCUCUAUUCGACAAUAAUGAUCUGGUAGGCAUCAGCACCUUUGGAAAUAAAUGCGAUGGCACCAACUUGCCCCGCAUCUACACCCGCCUUGCCAGCCACAAGGAAUGGAUUGAUUGGAACAUGUAAAAAACUUUUUUAAUAAUUAAUAAAAAUUCAUGUUCUAA